AUGGACCUAAAUUUUGUGCAAGCUGAUAACAGCAAUCUACCUAAGGUUGACGCAUUAAUGGUAGCAUUUUUCUUCAAAAAUAAUGCGGACUACUAUGCUGCGGAACUCAAACAUGUCUGGAAGGGAGUCCUACGGAGACGAUGCAAUUGGCUAUGUGCAGCUGCCCCGGGAGCAUGGACUUUGCUCACUUAAGUGCAAAAUGUGCCCAGAGCACAAAGUGAGAUCAAAAGCUUAUAAUGUGAC
Messenger RNA from Acanthoscelides obtectus, 243 nucleotides. NCBI's taxonomy places the organism in Eukaryota, Metazoa, Arthropoda, Insecta, Coleoptera, Chrysomelidae. The record is from the annotation of a GenBank genome assembly.